UGACUGUCGCCUGUUCUACAAGAUGAGUAACAGCCACCCUCUUCGCCCCUUUACUGCUGUUGGGGAAAUUGAUCAUGUGCACAUAUUGUCUGAACAUAUUGGUGCCUUGUUGAUUGGGGAAGAGUAUGGCGAUGUCACCUUUGUUGUGGAAAAGAAACGUUUUCCUGCCCACAGGGUAAUUUUAGCAGCAAGGUGCCAAUAUUUUCGGGCAUUACUGUACGGUGGAAUGCGAGAAUCUCAGCCUGAAGCAGAAAUUCCUCUUCAAGACACCACUGCCGAGGCUUUUACCAUGCUGCUCAAAUACAUCUACACUGGCCGGGCGACUCUGACAGACGAGAAGGAGGAGGUGUUGCUGGACUUUUUGAGCCUUGCUCAUAAAUACGGAUUUCCAGAGCUGGAGGAUUCUACCUCCGAGUAUCUCUGCACCAUACUCAACAUCCAGAAUGUCUGCAUGACUUUCGACGUUGCCAGCCUCUACUCUCUCCCCAGGCUGACUUGUAUGUGCUGCAUGUUCAUGGACAGAAAUGCUCAGGAGGUGCUCGCCAGCGAGGGCUUCCUCUCUCUCUCCAAGACUGCACUUUUAAACAUCGUAUUACGAGAUUCAUUUGCAGCUCCUGAGAAAGAUAUUUUCCUAGCUUUGUUAAACUGGUGCAAGCAGAAUUCAAAGGAGAAUCACGCUGAAAUCAUGCAGGCUGUGCGUUUACCUCUGAUGAGCCUUACCGAACUUCUCAAUGUGGUGAGACCUUCGGGACUGUUAUCUCCUGAUGCCAUUCUGGAUGCGAUCAAAGUUCGAUCAGAGAGCCGGGAUAUGGACCUCAAUUACAGAGGCAUGCUCAUACCAGAAGAAAACAUUGCAACGAUGAAGUAUGGAGCUCAGGUUGUAAAGGGGGAGCUGAAAUCCGCUUUGUUAGAUGGUGAUACUCAAAAUUACGAUUUGGAUCAUGGGUUUUCCCGGCACCCAAUUGAUGAUGACUGCCGUUCUGGCAUCGAGAUUAAGCUGGGCCAGCCAUCCAUUAUUAAUCACAUAAGGAUACUCCUGUGGGACCGUGAUAGCAGGUCUUAUUCAUACUUCAUUGAGGUGUCCAUGGAUGAACUCGAUUGGAUCAGAGUGAUCGAUCAUUCUCAGUAUCUCUGUCGUUCUUGGCAAAAGUUAUAUUUUCCAGCCCGGGUCUGCAGAUAUAUUCGAAUAGUUGGAACUCACAACACAGUUAACAAGAUUUUUCACAUUGUGGCUUUUGAAUGUAUGUUUACAAACAGAACUUUCACUCUUGAGAAGGGGCUGAUAGUUCCCAUGGAAAACGUUGCAACCAUUGCGGAUUGUGCCAGCGUGAUUGAAGGAGUAAGUCGGAGCCGAAAUGCCUUGCUGAAUGGGGACACCAAGAAUUAUGACUGGGAUUCUGGCUAUACAUGUCACCAGCUGGGAAGUGGUGCCAUUGUGGUUCAGCUGGCACAGCCCUACAUGAUCGGGUCGAUACGGUUAUUACUCUGGGACUGUGAUGAUCGAAGCUAUAGCUACUAUGUUGAGGUUUCUACCAAUCAGCAACAGUGGACCAUGGUGGCUGACAGAACCAAAGUAUCCUGCAAGUGUUCCACUGUGUCCACUUCGAGUGCCCGGAGCAGCAGAACAGCCAGAAGGAAGAAAACGGCGAGGAAGUGGGGGCGGGGGACCCCAGCCCGUCGGGUCCACAGCUCGACCCCCACGCCCUGCCCGGCAGCCCACGCGCCUCUCGCUCCCCCAGUCGGCAGCACCAAUAAAGGAGGUGCAGACACGGAGUCGGGGGCCUCCCCCCCGAGCUGAGAUCUUUGGGGGCCGCCGUGGCCUGGCCCCACCUUCUAAUAAGGGCCGACCUGGCGCAGGAAGGGGUGGGGCAGCCGCCGAGGGGGGAGCACCAGGGUCUUCAGUCCAUAACGCCCACCCACCCCGCCUCCAGCCUGACCAGGGACCAGCCUGCUGGGUCUCCGCUUCUUCCUGUCGCUCUCCCCUUGCUGACCGGGGUUUGACUCUCAGAAAUUCUCGAAGGGCACGUCCCUGCCUGAGACCCCCCAGGCUGGGGCCCAGACCCCUGCACCCCGCGGCCCCAGGGCUGACGGAAACAACUCUGGGAGCCGGACAGCUGCUGUCCAGGGCCUCUCGGAUGGCCCCAAACUUCCCUGUCCCCCGCCUGGGCAUCCUCUCCACUGCAGGGGGCCGGGAGAUCCCUGGCCACUCCCAGCGGGCCCGGCCUCGGCUGACAGUCGGUCACGGGGCUGUUCGGUGAUGGGUGGCCCCAGCCAUCCCCCCCAGACACAGACCUUGGGUUCGACUGCGAGACCCACGCAGCUGGAGGCAGUUUCCCCGGAGUCGCCCCUGCAUCUCUCGGCCAGCCCGGAUGUCCCUUAGCUGUUGCCAUCCCAGUGCCAGGCGCACUUUGUAACCGGACCGUCAUUGUCUGGGGGGCGCUCCUCCCCAAGCUCCAACCUCCCCGCAGGCUGGACCCCGCUGUGGGCCCCACUGUCCCUCUGUCCCAUCACUGUGCCCAUCCCUCUGUCCCUCUGUCCCCGUUAACUAUGUCCUUCCCUCGGUCCCCGGCCCUGCGCCCCUAUCCCUUUGUCUCCUGGCGCCCUGUCCCUCUGUCCUCGUCCCUCUGUCCCCCGUCCUCCGCAUGUGGGCUGGGUCUCCGUGCCCCCCAGGACAUGGCUCAGAGAUGGGGCCCUCGAGGAGCGUCAGAGCUCAGCUGGCUGUGGUGGAGACGGGCCGGCCCCUCUGUCCGGGCCUGGUGACAGGGCCAUCCAGCCGCCUGAUGACACCGGAAGUGUAUCCUGUUUGGACACCACAGGAAGGGGUUGCUUCAGCCUCUCCCCCAUUUCCGCCCCCCCCCCCCCAGCAUGCGGGCGCCACGGGGAGCACGUCCUGUGUGUUGGCACCCGGUCACCAGUCAGGGUCAAGAGGCCUGUCCACUCAAGCACCCACCUACUGGAUCCCUGACCCUGGGGAGCCCCUGGGCCCCCGCAGGGCAGCCCCAGGUCCCUUAGGGGGUGCCUCUGUCCUUGUGUCUGAAGCUUCUCAGCAGGAGCCCAGGGCCGACCCCUGGCACCCCGCGGUCCCCACGCCAGAAGUGUCUGA
Sorex fumeus (smoky shrew) is the source of this 3103-nucleotide messenger RNA. It is a transcript of the gene BTBD9, whose product is annotated as BTB domain containing 9. Lineage: Eukaryota; Metazoa; Chordata; Mammalia; Eulipotyphla; Soricidae. The transcript is spliced from 9 exons. Gene Ontology annotation, molecular function: protein binding. Gene Ontology annotation, biological process: circadian behavior; adult locomotory behavior; modulation of chemical synaptic transmission. The record is from RefSeq and is a predicted model, not a curated record. Bases 23 to 1798 code for a protein of 591 amino acids.